UUUAAUAAACCUUUUGUAUUUUUGAAUAGGUAUAAGGAUAAGUUUGUGUCAUGUAUUAAUCAUUAAACAAAUAUUAAUCGUUUAGUCGUUAUAUAUUUUUUAGAUUAUAAUUUGCAAACAAAAUGACGACUAAGAAAACUAAAACAGCAACAAAAGGAGUGAAGCAGAUAGUAGAAGAAAAUAAAACAACAUUAAGUUUUUAUCAAAAUAUGAUCUUUGGAGCACUAGGAAUAUACUUCGUGGUUACAAUGUUAUUCUUUAGCUUUACAACAUUGUCAAUAACAUUAACUAUAUUUUCUGGAAUUGUAUAUAUAGGAACUUAUCAAUUUAUGAAAUAUAUAGCACGUGUAACAUACUCAGAAUCUGGACAACUUUUAGAUUCUGGAAUUGAUCUAAAUAUGGAAGGAGGUAUAGCAGAACACAUAAAAGAUUUAAUUAUAUUAACUUCUGGAGUACAAGUACUCUCUCUUAUAUCAAAUUAUUUUUGGUUGUUAUGGCUUCUUGUACCAUUGAGAGGAGGUUGGAUGCUAUGGAAACAAAUAUUAGCUCCAUGGUUUUUUUCCCCUGCACCAGAACAACCUGAGAUUAGUGAGAAGAAACAACGGAAGUUGGAAAAAAAGAUGGCUAGACGGCAUUAACAUUUUGAUUAGAAAUACACAUGCAUUUUGAAUAAAUAUUUAAAAAUUUCAUAGGUGUGGGAUUGAAUUGAGCAAAAUUGUGAAACAAGACUGUCUAUUAUUUGACUUCUGACUUUUGUCCUAGCCUGCAUUACUUCAUAUGCCUUCUGUAUUUAUAAAAUUUUUCAUGUCUUUUUACAAAGUCAUAUAUUUUUACAUAAAUUAUAAGCUCAAUUACUUAAAAACUGAAUAUUUUGCUUGAAUACUAUCACAUUAAUUUUGGCAACUUUUUCAGUGUCCAA
Molecule: messenger RNA, 919 nt
Organism: Eufriesea mexicana
Lineage: Eukaryota; Metazoa; Arthropoda; Insecta; Hymenoptera; Apidae
Product: transmembrane protein 208
Exons: 5
Coding region: 123-638 (171 amino acids)
Biological process (GO): vacuolar protein processing
Cellular component (GO): intracellular membrane-bounded organelle
Source: RefSeq, a predicted model, not a curated record